UUCCCAUCACAACCAAAAUGGCGACCGAACGCGGACACCCGGCUUGCGACCGUAACUGACAGGAAAGACGCUUUGGGACUACAAACAGUUACAUGUAGGGACAAUUGUGAUGAAACACACAAACAUGUCUUCCACAUAAAUACAACAGCACCGGUGUAUAUGACACCAGAUGACGCAGCAACAGAAGGACUAAAAACACCGUUUUUCAAGUGUGGCACCUAGCGGGAAUGGGAAAUGGAGGACAAAGGCCCUCGAGUAGCUGACUACUUUGUGGUAGCUGGACUGACGGAUUCAUCUAAGCCUUUGGACCGGGAAAUUCACUUUGACGAUGCCUGCCACAAAACUGCCAAGCCGAAGGCACCCAUCACUGAUGUGGCCGUGGUGAUCCGCUCCAUGGGUGAUGAGGUUCCCCCAGGCUUCACAUGCAUUGAAACCACACCAAACGGACAUUCAGCUGAUCUCAACAAUGGAGGCCUCAUGACACCUCAGAUCUUCUUGUGUUAUAGGCGAGGUUGUGACAAGCCACCACUCACUGACUUAAGUGUCCUUUAUGAGUGGAAGGAGCGACUGAAGCAGGGCUGCCAACUUAUCCAGACCACACCCUCUGGUCGCCCUGCCAACAUCAGUGGAAACUCCUCGCAGCGUAUUUAUGUCACUUACCAACGAGCACCUGAGAGCCAACCACAUGCUGCUCUGGCUGUCACUGACAUUUGUAUCAUUGUCCCAAGCAAAGGAGAGGCCCCUCCCCACACCUUCUGCAAGGUGGACAAGAAUCUCAACAGCAGUAUGUGGGGAUCCUCUGUGUACUUGUGUUAUAAAAAGUCUGUGACCAAAACCAACUCCAUAGCAUAUAAAGCAGGACUAUUCUGCAGAUAUCCCAUAGAGAACUAUGAGUCUUUCCCACUGCCCGAAUCUGUUCCUCUCUUCUGCCUUCCCAUGGGGGCCACGAUUGAGUGUUGGCCAGUCAACACCAAAUACCCUCUGCCUGUUUUCUCUACUUUUGUCCUAACCGGAGCCUCUGGAGAAAAGGUGUACGGUGCUGCCAUACAGUUUUAUGAGCCCUACCCACAAGAGUGUCUGACUGAUCAACAGUGCUCCCAGCUGGGCCUUCUUAACUCUGAUCCCCAUAAAUCCUACCCCUGCAACAGCCCAGCUGAUGUCACAAACAUCACAACUUCCACCACCUGCUCCAUUUACACCAACAAAUGCAUCUGCCUGCUUUCUCACUGGCCCUUCUUCGAUGCUUUUCGCAAGUUCCUCACCUUCCUGUACCGCUAUUCCAUUUCUGGCCCGCAUGCCCUACCCAUUGAAAAGCACAUUUCUCAUUUCAUGCACAAAGUUCCUUUCCCUUCCUCUCAGAGGCCUCGCAUCCUGGUGCAGCUUUCCCCUCAUGACAGCCUUAUGUUGAGCCAGCCGGUGUCGUCUCCUUUACCACUCAGUGGUGGACGAUUUUCCACGUUGCUGCAGAAUCUUGGACCAGUGAAUGCUGUCACCCUUCUGGUGUUUGCUGUCACUGAACAGAAGAUUCUAGUCCAUUCAUUACGACCUGCCGUACUUACCAGCGUUACAGAAGCUUUGGUAUCUAUGAUCUUUCCCUUCCACUGGCCCUGUCCAUAUAUUCCUCUGUGCCCACUGGCACUGGCUGAUGUGUUGAGUGCUCCAUGCCCAUUCAUUGUAGGAGUGGACUCUCGCUACUUUGAACUUUAUGACCCUCCACCAGACGUGAGCUGCGUGGACCUGGACACAAACACCAUAUUCCAUAAUGAAGAUAAGCGAGCCCUCACAUGGAAGAUCUUACCAAAGAAAGCUUGUAAAAUCUUAAUGAAUGUGCUGAACACGCUUUACCAGCAACUUGUUGAUGGUCAGCACCAGUCUGACACUUUGCCUGAGUUGACCAUCAGUGAUGUGUCAGAGUUGAGCUGUGGGAAGAGUCUCAAUACUGUGAAUCUGGAGAUCCAGGAAGCCUUUUUGCGCUUCAUGGCAGCCAUUUUAAAAGGCUACCGUUCCUUUCUGAGACCUAUUACCCAGGCGCCAUCUGAGAAAGCAACAGAUGCCAGCUCACUUUUUGACUUGCAAGGGUUUUUGAAGAGUCGUGACCGCUCCCACCAAAAGUUCUACUCCCUGAUGACCAAAACCCAGAUGUUUAUCCAUUUUAUUGAGGAGUGCUCUUUUGUCAGCGACAAAGACGCUAGUCUGGCCUUCUUCGACGAUUGUGUGGAAAAAUUGUACUGCUCAGAGCGUAGUGCUGAAAAAGGGAGCAAGGUAGAUGGUGAUAGGCCAGAGGAAACAAGGUUUAUAGAGACUGAUGUCCAUCGUAGUGAGCACACAGUCUUUAUAACACCUCCAGAGCUGCCCCUUCUGCCUGAUGGGGAAGCGUAUCCCUUAUGCUACAGGUAUGAUGUCUUCCCAGUGUUAAGUUUGGACUUGUUUGACCCAGUGGAGGGCCUUCAAACACCUUCCUCUCGCCUCAACGCCAGGCAUAGCUGCCCCACCAGCCCCGCCCCAAUGUUUAGGCGUAGCAAACAGGAGAUUAAAUCAGCCCAGAAAAUAGCCAAAAAAUACUCAUCCAUCCCCCAGCUAUGGUCCAUGUGCUUGCUGCGCCAUUGUUAUGGCCUCUGGUUUAUUUGUCUACCAGCAUAUGUGAAGGUUUGCCAUUCUAAAGUGCGAGCUCUUCGUACUGCCUAUGAUGUCCUUCGUAAGAUGCAGGCCAAGAAGUUGCAGCCACCUGAUGAGGUGUGUUACAGAGUGCUAAUGCAGCUUUGUGGGCAAUAUGGCCAGCCGGUCCUUGCAGUCAGGGUCCUCUUUGAAAUGAAGAAAGCUGGAGUCCACCCAAAUGCAAUUACAUAUGGCUACUACAAUAAGGCAGUGCUGGAAAGCACUUGGCCGACCAGCACCAGAGGAGGAUACUUUCUGUGGAUGAAGCUGAGAAAUGUGGUUUUGGGUGUGGCUCAGUUUAAACAGUCACUGCGAAAACAUGCCCCUCUCACUCAGAGCCUGCUGUCAGACUGCAACGACCUGGACGUUGAUAGUCAUGGCAGCCUGGACAGCACAGCUGACGUCACCCUAACAGAGCAGUGUAGAGCAGCAGAUAUCAAUGAUGAUGGAUCUAGCACAGGACAUCAGUCAGACUUGGGUUAUAAUUCACUGUCCAAAGAGGAGGUUCGCAGGGGAGACGUCUGUGCACAGAAUUCUAUCCGGGACAAGAUUGAUAAGGAAGAGAGUGACUGCAGCUCCUUAUCAGAGACGGAGAGCAUCAAGGGAAGUAAAGACUGUCUACCUCAGUUGGACAUGGAGGUCAAUUCUUCCUUCCAUCCUCAUGGCAUUGUGUGCAGCAGUUCCCGCUAUGACAAUUCAAAAUGCCGAGCUAAGACAUCUGCAAGUGCAGACCACGUUGCAGGUCUUCUCUUCACCUCUUCUCUAGAAGAGAUUGGUGAGAUCCAAACCAAUAUCUUGCUCAGGAAACACAAAAGUACCCUGGAAGAAGUGGUUGGCAGUGCCAACAGUGACUCGACUUUGAGUUGGCGGCUACGUGGUGACAAAGUCUGUGGGAGUGGCACUACUGUUCUUGGUCUGGGUAUGAGCCAGGGAGAAACUGACCCAGAUAAAAUUGCAGAACAUCUUGGCGCUGAUGCGAAAAUUCUCUGUAAUUCCAACUUUGGUAAGAGCAAGAGGCCUCGCUCACUGGCUCUGUGUGGGUCAGAGGAGGCUUCUGUUAGCAGAUGUCGUAAAGAUGGAGAUGAGCCGGAGAUGCAGAUUUCCAGUGAUGAAGACCUGAACAAUCUAGAGGCUAUUUUUGAUUUGGAGGAUUUGGAUUUGGACAAGACCACCGCAAGCGAAGGAAUUACUUCUCACAAAACCUGCAAAUCUCGCAAAAAUCCUAUUGAACGCAGCGUAAGCUACUGUGGUGUGAGUCCUUUGACAUCAAGACGAAGAGUGAAGCGCACAGGCAUUGAGACUGGCUAUGAUCCUCUCUCCUUGCUUUCAGCAGAGUCUCAUUCAGUGCAGCAAAAGGAGGAUCCAUGUCCAGAGGAGAUGGAUGCCAACACACCCAUUGCCAACAGGAAUUUGGCAAGGGAAAUUGAGCUGUAUAUGAAGCACAUUGGAAGCCCACUGAGUAGCCGAACACCAAGUAGGGAACUCCAGGACCCGUCCAGCCCGCUCAUCUUUCACCGCUCCUCACCUCGUAGCGCUAGCUUACCCAAGAGCUCCGUCCUCAGGACUACGGAAGUGCCACAGUCUUGCACCUACCACCGUCACUCGCCCUCUAAAUCUAUCACACAUCAGCGUAUGUGGUCGUCGCCAACUUGUCACAGCGCAAGCACCACCCCUAGCCCUUGUCCCAGCUCGCACCCCAGCCCCUACCGGGAUAAGACAAGCCAGAUGCACAUUGCAGCCCCUUCACCAUCCUCAUCGUUUGUUCUGGACACAAUACUAACACCAACACUGGAUGUUUUCAAGACCAGCAUGUUCUCUGCAAGCAAAGGCGUGGCAGAGAAGGCUAGUCGUUGGUACUCACGUCUAUCCACGUACGCUACACCAACCAAGGACACUCAGAGUGACCAACCAAAUGUCUCCACGCUUGAUGUUCAGGAUCCAGAUAGCUUCCCUGGGAAGGAUGAGGAACAAUCAAAAUAUUCUACAGUCUCCCCAAAAAAGAAUAGCCCUGUUGGUCCAACGGGAUCUCGAAAGAGCCCAAGACGUAGCCCCUUCCACAGCAGACUUUUGAACAGUCCCACUGCAGACUCUAGCCUCAGAAGACCCACAUCGCUGCUCCCUGGUUGUGGCCACCUCUCACCUCCUGGCUUCCUUCUGUCUGACAAGUCAGACUUAGGGUCCUCACGCUACACUAGCAACACCAGCAUCUUCAAUAACUGUGCAAUGGAGCUGUUAAUCUCAAGCUGUUCACGCUGUAAGACAUGUGACUGUCUGGUCUACGAUGAAGAAAUCAUGGCCGGCUGGACGGCGGAUGACUCUAAUCUAAACACUACGUGCCCCUUCUGUGGAAACCCUUUCCUGCCUUUUCUAAAUGUGGAGAUCAGGGACAUGAGAGGAACCGGCAGGCUGUUCCUAAAGGAAAGUCUGUCAGUGGAUGAGGCGCUGAGCUCAUCAUAUUCUACCUCAACAGGCUUUGACACAGGGACGUCCACUUUAUCCACCCCCUGUCCCACCACAGCCAUCUCCCCUCCUUCUCCUGUGACAGCCGUCCAUGACUGUUCAAUGAGACCGAGAACUCGAUCCACCACAUCACAUGGUUUCAACAUCCCUACAGAGUGGCGACAAGGGGCUCUAUCUUUGGCAGCUCCCAUGGCACGAAGUGUUAGUGCCUUUGGCCCCCUGGAGGAAACUUCUCGGUGCAACCGCUUGUUGCCAAUCUCUGGCAGCCUACCCAGCAGGCUUAAUGAACCCACUGAUCCGCUGAGUAUGGAAUGGCGUCUCCACAACCCUGAGCCAGUGACCGUUCCCUACUUGAGCCCACUGGUGUUGUGGAAGGAGCUGGAGAGCCUGCUGGAGAAUGAGGGAGACACAGUAAUUACAGAGUCUGACAUGGUGGACCACCAUCCUAUUAUCUACUGGAACUUGGUCUGGUACUUCAGGCGGCUGGGCCUACCAAGCAACCUGCCUGGACUCAUCCUAACCUCUGAGCACUGUAACACAGACUCCCAGGUUCCCCGUCAGUGGAUGUCAGAGGACAGUAAACACGUGUUGAUCCAGAUCCUGUGGGACAACCUAAAGCUGCAACAGGAUCCUGUUCAACCUUUUUACAUUCUGUGGAACAUAUACAAUGUGGGCUACCCUGUGUCCCAAACCAUCCCAAAAGAAGAGAAGCCCUUCUCUGAGGAUCUGCUGCAGAGUGUCGUGAGGAGCAUCCAGAGGAAUGAUGUUAGUCGACCAAUGGCUCAUCUGCUGGAGAUACAGGGUCAGACAUUUGGACACAAAAGGCAAAGGAGUUUGUACAGAGACCUGCUCUUUCUCUCACUGGUGGCUCUGGGAAAAGACAACAUUGAUAUCGAUGCCUUUGACCGGGAGUACAAGCUGGCAUACAACCGCCUGUCACCCAGACUGGUAAAGCUGACCCGUAACUGUGACCGCCCUCCCAGCACGGGUGUCAUGGAGUGUCGCAGGACAUUUGGGGAGCCUUACCUGUAAAACUGCAGGUUAUGUUCACCCUUUGGCGGGCGCAGUGAGAGCUCAGGAAAGCGGGCAGCGCUGACUCAGCAUCGUUACAACCAUCAUGUAGCCCAAGGUCUUCAUUUCAAUGUCUCCGAUUCCUCAAAAAGGCUGUUACUGACAAGAGAAAGGUAUUUUUAAGACAACAUUUUAAAAGAUGGCAUUUUAGGGUUAUUUUUAUCCAUGCUAAGUAAGCUUUAUUAAUAAUAAUGUCACUUUUAACCAGGGUUUGGUUCCACUAUUGAAUGUCAGCAGAGGUCAGCAUUUGAUCUUGUUUUGUAUUUUUAAAGUGUUUUUACUCAUAUCAGUAUUAACCAUUUAAAAUCACCCAACCCCCUUUUUUUGUGUUAUUAUGGUAACUGCUGGUAAGAAUGUCAGCUAAAAGUGCAAGCAAACACAUUUUUAUGAAACAAAACAAAAAUAUGCUAAGCAUUUUCAACAGUACAAUUAUCAUUCCUCUCUUGUUAAAACUUACUGAACAAUAUUUUAGUUUUAUUUCAUUCAGUAGCAAAGCUUUUCAUACCAACAUCAUUCAAGUAGACCAGGGGUCUCAAACUCUAUUUACCUCAAGGCGGCCAAAAGUAAACUCUAGGUCAGUGGUUCUCAACCUUUUUUCAGUGAUUUUUUUUUUUUAGACUUCCUUUUUUAUUGUCAUUCAAAUUUGAACUUUACAGCACAAAUAAGAACAACAUUUUGUUGCAUAAGCUAUUGGUAGUGCAGGAUAAAAAGAGCAAUAAGGUGCAUAUAUAAUUAAAUAAAUAUGUUUAAAUAUAAAAUAAAUAAAUAUGUAUAAAUAAAUAAAUAAAUAGAUUACUGUACAGAUAAAUAUAUUGCACUUUUUCACAUGUGUCCACGUUUAUGGGGGGAGUUGAGGGGAUAAUUUAAUUAUGAUGCGUUCAAGAGUCUUACGGCCUGAGGGAAGAAGCUGUUACAGAACCUGGAGGUUCUGCUUCGGAGGCUGCGGAACCUCUUCCUAGAGUCCAGCAGUGAAAACAGUCCUUGGUGUGGGUGGGAGGAGUCUUUGCAGAUUGUCUGAGCCCUGGUCAGGCAGCGGCUUUUUGCGAUCUCCUGGACAGGAGGAAGAGGAUUCCUGAUUAUCUUUUCCGCAGUCCUCACCACUCUCUGGAGAGACUUCCAGUCUGAGGCAUUGCAGGCUCCAGUCCAGACAGAGAUGCUGUUGGUCAGCAGGCUCUCUAUAGUGCUUCUGUAGAAUGUGGUGAGAAUGGUGGGAGGGUGCUGUGUUCUUUUCAUCCGACGCAAAAAAGUGCAUGUGCUGCUGAGCACCAGGUUAUAUUGUCAGUGAUCUGCACCCCCAGGAACUUGGUGUUGCUUACCAUCUCCACCGCUUUGCCGUUGAUGAAGAGUGGAGCGUGGCUGGACUGGUGCUUCCUGAAGUCAACAAUGAUCUCCUUGGUCUUUUUGACAUUCAGGACCAGGUUGUUGGUUCUGCAGAGGUCAACCAGAUGUUUCACCUCCUCCCAGUAGUCCAUGUCGUUGUUGUCACGGAUGAGGCCCACUACUGUCGUGUCGUCCGCAUACUCCACAAUGUGGUUAGUAGUGGACCUGGCGCAGCAGUCAUGAGUCAUCAACGUGAACAGCAGCGGACUCAGGACGCAGCCCUGGGGGGGAGCCGGUGCUCAGGGAGUUGGCACUAGAGGUGUUGUUGCCCACUCUCACAGACUGGAGUCUGUCUGUGAGGAAGUCAAGCAGCCAGUUGCAUAGGAGGGUACUGAAUCCAAGGGAGGCCAGUUUGCUCACCAAGUACUGCGGGAUGAUGGUGUUGAAUGCUGAGCUGAAGUCCAAGAACAACAUCCGCACGUGUGUGUCCUUAGCUUCCAGAUGUUCUAAGCUCAGGUGGAGUGCAGAGGAGAUGGCAUCCUCUGUGAAGCGGUUAGGGCGAUAAGCAAACUGGUAUGGGUCGAAUGUGGGGCGAAGUCUGGAGACAAUAUAUUAAUUUACCAGCCUCUCGAAGCACUUCAUUAUGAUAGGGGUGAGUGCAAAGGGGCGAUAAUCAUUGAGGGAGGAGAUUGUUUUUUUUAGGCACAGGAAUGAUUGUGGCCGUCUUAAAACAUGAUGGUACCACAGCCUUGGUCAGCGAGGUGUUGAAGAUGUCUGUGAGAACCCCAGCAAGCCGGUCUGCACAUCCCUUAAGCACCUUGUCAUCAGGUCCCGGUGCUUUCCGGGGGUUCACUCUCCUCAGGUUGAGCGGCUGCUCAUCAGGGCGAGGAAUGUAUUUUCUCGCCGGAGUGGUGUUAAGGGCCUCAAACCUUGCAAAGUAGUUGUUAAGGUCAUCCAGGAAGCUGACACUGUUGUCACAGGGACAGGGGGCAGCUUUAUAGUCCGUGAUGACAUGUAUGCCCUGCCACAUUCGUCUAGUCUUUGUAGGGUUCUCGAAGAAGUCCUGCACUUUCUGACUGAGAGCACGCUUUGCAACUUUAAAGGCAUGGUUCAGGUUAGCUCUGGCUGAUUUUAAUUCCACCAUGUCGCCAGACUUGAAAGCCUUCAGCAUUGCACGUACCUCACUGUUCAUCCAGGGUUUCUCGUUGGCCCGUGUGGGGAUGUUCUUGAUCACACUGACAUCUUCCAUGCACUUCUGAAUGUAUGCGGACACAGACUCUGCAUACUCCUCCACAUGUGUGGUGAUUUUCAAUGGCGGCAGCUUUAAACAUGUCCCAGUCUGUGGUUUCGAAGCAGUCUUGUAAUGCUGACAUUGCUCCCUCUGGCUAGGUCCUCACCUGCUUCACAGUAGCUUGAUUCCUGAUCAGCAGGGGCUUGGAUGCAGGAAUUAGCAUCCCAGAUAGAUCUACCCCCUGUGAACAUUUUUUUAAUUCAAGUACCCCCUAAUCAGAGCAAAGCAUUUUGGGUUGAAAAAAAAGAGAUAAAGAAGUAAAAUACAGCACUAUGUCAUCAGUUUCUGAUUUAUUGAAUUGUAUAACAGUGCAAAAUAUUGCCCAUUGGUAGUGGUCUUUCUUGAACUAUUUCGAAAAAAAGAUAUAAAAAUAACUAAAAACUUGUUGAAAAAUAAACAAGUGAUUCAAUUAUAAAUAAAGAUUUCUACACAUAGAAGUAAUCAUCAAGUUAAAGUGCCCUCUUUGGGGAUUAUAAUAGAGAUCCAUGAACUUAAUUCUAAACAUUUAUUCACAAAAAAAUAUAUGUUUAACAUCAAUAUUUAUGGAACAUGUCCACAAAAAAUCUAGCUUUCAACACUGAAUAUUGCAUUGUUGCAUUUCAUUUCACAGUUAGGAACUUAAAUUCAUAUUUUGUUGAAGUAUUAUUUAAUAAAUAUAUUCAUAAAGGAUUCUUGAAUUGUUGCUAUUUUUAGAAUAGUAAAAAAAAUCUCACCUACCCCUUGGCAUACCUUCAAGUACCCCCAUUUGAGAACCACUGCUGUAGGUCAUUCUUUAUUUUGUUAUUUCAGAGUCCAGUUUGAACCAAAUGACUAAUUUAGUCAACACUAAUGGUAGCACUGCCCAUGCAAAGCACCCCUGUGAAAUGUUAGAAAUAAACACAGAAACAUUUUUCUUUGGCAGACAUCAGCGCUGCAGUUGUUCUCAGCUCAGAGAGCUUAUGAGAGAGAGGGGGCCAUGAAGGCAAACCAUGAACUAUGAUGCCCCCAUAAGUAUGUCCAGUUAAAAGGAAUACAGAACCGCAUCCCAAGCUCCAGCCAAAAUGCAUGGACUUUACCAUUUGACACUUGGGCGUCUCAUACUCUUAACAUGUUUUCUUAGGGCAUGCAAUCAAUUUGAACUGGACUUUUUGCUGUGUUACUCACUUACUCAUCCGAAUAAGCGUCUACAGUUUAUGCUCGUCGACAUAGAUCGGUCAGAUCUAGUCUGUAAUCUAGUUCUGACUAAAACUGAGACAAACCAAACAGUCUAGUUGCGAUGGAUUGAAUGCCCUGAGAAUAAUGAUCUGGAUGAAUGGAAACAUCCAUAGACAUUUUAACAUGUACUUUGAGCAACUACAUGUGAAACUCCAAACAGUUCAUUAUUGUGUAAAGGUUUGUUUAUUCCAGCAAUCAGAUCUACAAGGUGAAACUGAAAUUUGACCUUGGCUCAUGACACGCAACUCAAGAUUGUCACGCCUUCUUUUGAUGCUUGUGGUUUACAGCUUAUGAAAAUCUCAGAAAAUUAGAAUAUUACAUCAAAUUGAUAGGAAGUGGAUUUAAAAAUCAGAGAAAUAUUGGCCCUUUGUAAUGUUUAAUUUUAGUACUUUGUUUUUUUUUUUUUGCAUAAUUUACUGCCUCAAUGCGGCGUGGCAUUGAUGCUUGCAAUUAGCUGCAUUGUUCGUUCUCAUGUUUUUCAUCUUUCUCUCGGCAAUGCCCCAUAAGUUCUCUAUGGGGUUCAGUUCCGACGAGUCACUGGCAAUCAUUGAGGGCGGACGCUCCCUGUCCCUGUCCCUGAUAUCUGCUGCUCGCUUCUUUGUUUAGUCUUGUCUUACCUUUCUUUCUUGUUCCAAAUCUUAACAAUGGAACUAAUUAACUGACCUCUCAACGAAAUUGACAAGAUCUUGGGUUUGGGGGAACCAGCCAGUCUUGACAGAGCGGUUGUUGCUGGACACACCACGGACUCUAGGGAGAAGAACAACUACCGCGUGCCUGAGACUCUUUCAGUGGAGGACGUUGAAGAUAUUUACCUAUUUGGAAUUAUGACAACAGGACCUCUGCUGAUUGGAGUAAGCGUUGCUCUGGUUUGUCGACAACUUGGAAGAUGCCAGCAGCAUUCAAAGUACCCUAAAGCUGCCAUAAAUGAUUGGAGGAUGCGGGCAGAACUGUGGACACUCUUGUGGUUUGGAUAACAUCGGACUAUCUAACCUGCAGGAUGAAUUUGGGGACCAGUAAUUGACAAUUUUGAGUGAAAAGCACAUUUUAUCUUCGCUCGCAAAUAAAACAUUCUCACUUGGAUUGUUUCCCUGGCUUCGAGACUCUCCUGAAAGACAGUGUGGUGAAAACACAACAAACUCCUUUCUUGUCUCUCAUGGACACCUGUUGUUGUUGACUGUGGACUGAGUGGCAGUUGCGAGAGCACCAUGGUUGUGGAACAGAGACACGCUGCAAGCUUGCACACACACAUGCAUCCACAAAAAAUACACGCAACACACAUACCCCACCACCCCAUCCCGUGUGGUAUGAUGAACGAAGCAAGGCCCAUAGUGGCUGACAGCUUCCGGCCGGAUGCCCGCCCCCUAACUUUUCUGUUGCAAGUCUUGAGUUGUAUGUUGUAAUAUGUACAUGUGCUUUGCUAUGGUGUUUUGGGCCACCUUAAGAGCCCAAUCUGAGAAUAUUUUUUUUUUUUGCUCAUCCUCCCCCAGCGUCCACCUUUUUCCCACCUUUCAUGGGACAGGGCGCCUUUGACAACCCAUCAGCAUUCCUGUUCUGUAACCCUGUACAACUUUUGUUAGUCUAAUCUUGGUUUGUGCUGAAAACACAAAUUUCAUUCUGCGUGUGCAAUGACAAUAAAGAUCCAUCCAUCCAGUUUGCUGGCCAAUCAAACACAGUUACCUGAUGGUCGAUAACCAGGUUUGGCUAUGUUUGGAAGUGUGGGCAAGUUCCUUUUUCUCUCUUGGUUCUAGGCAAGAGCGCGCACACUCCUUACCCUUUCUGUAUUUGGCCUGCUUGCCUCUGUCUUUUCCUGUCUUGUUUGAUUUUCAUGUAGUCUUUUUUUUGCACUGCUCUCGAAAAGUUGAAUAAUGGAAUUGAUCAACUCUCCUCUCAACGAAAUUGACAAUAUUUUGGGUUGGGAUGAACUUGCCUGUCUUGUCAGAGUGAUUGUUGCUGGACACAUGACAAACUCUUGCCUGCCUGGCGACCCUUUUGGUUGAGGACUUUGAAGAUAUGUAGCUAUUCGGACGUAGGUUGAUUAUCGUUAGCCUUGCCCUGGUGUAUCGACAAUUUGGAAGAUGCUGGCGGUCGUUCACCAUACCCCAAAGCUGCCACAAAUGAUGGGAUGGAAAAUGCGAGCAGAGCGUGGUCACACUAAUCCUGCCACAGAUUCUCAAAUGAGUUAAGGUCUAACUUUGACUGGGCCAUUCUAAGACAUUAAUAGGUUUUGUUACAAACCAUUCCAUUGUAGUCCUGGCGUUAUGGUUAGGCUCGUUGUCCUGUUAGAAGGUGAACCUCAGCCCAAGUCUCAAUCUCUGCAGUUUGUCCAGAGUCACCAUGGCCUCUUGGCUGCAUUUCCGAUCAGUGCUCUCCUUCUUCAACUUGUAAGUUUUGGUUUACAGUUGUUUCCUACUCUUUACGUUUCCAGGUGAUCCGUUGGAUAAGUGCUCUGUGAAAAUUUCAACGCUUGGGAAAUGUAUAGUUUAAGCCUGCUUUAAACUUCUCCACGACUUGUGUGGUGUGUUCCUUGGACUUCAUCAUGUUUUUAACCAACGUCUCAGGCUGUAUUUGUACUGAGAUUAGAUUACACUAUUACAUUAUUAUUACAACUUCACAAUUGUAUACUACUUUGUGUUGGUCAUUUCCAUACAAUUCCAAUAAAAUAUAUUUAUGUUUAUGGUUGUAAUGUGCCAUAAUAUGGAAAAGUUCGAAGCUCAUGAAUACUUCUGCAAGCCACUGUAAAGACUCAGGAACCCUUCCAGGGGUUUUGGAAUGAUUAGCCUGAUGAGCGUGUGACAUGCGAAGCCUAUAGUCUUGAACAAUAUUCCAUUUUUUUGAGAGCUAGAAGUUUGGGAUUUUCAAAAAUUAUAAGCCAUGAGUGUUAAGAUUUUAAAUUAAUAAAGGCUUGAAAUAUCUCACUUUGUAAAUAAUAACUUUAUACCACAUAUUGGCAGAGGUGGGUAGUAACGUGCUACAUUUACUCCGUUACAUUUACUUGAGUAACUUUUGGGAUAAAUUGUACUUCUAAGAGAAGUUUUAAUGCAACAUACUUUUACUUUUACUUGAGUAUAUUUAUAGAGUAGUAACGCUUUUACUCCGCUCCAUUUAUCUACAUUCAGCUUGCUACUCGCUACUGAUUUUUAUCGAUCUUUUAAUACACGCUUUGUAUGUUUUGGCUUGUCAGACAGACCUUCAAAGUAGGAUCUAUCACAUGCCUGCGUUUAACCAAUCAAAUGCAGUCACUGGUGACGUUUGACUUCGUUUCUCCAAUCAAACAGAGCCAGGCGGUCACAUGAUUAACUGCACACUUUUUAUUUUUUUAUAAACCUUUAUUUAUAAAUUUCAACAUUUACAAACAGUUGAAAAUAAUAAUCAAAGUAAGUACAAAAACAGUACAAAACAGUAUAAAAACCGUACAAAACAGGGGUUGUAAUUUCAAAGUAACUAAAAUAGAAUGCAAAAAAAUAUAUAUAUAAAAUAAACAAAGUGCAAAGCCACAGGCUCACUCAUCUCAGUAAAUAACUUAAAUUUGGAACACAGCAUCAUUGUUUUCACAGCUUUUUGGUUGUUUUUUAAAGGCACAAAAAACAGGUCAGGUAUUGAGAAACUUACAUUUAUGAAUAUAAAACUUAGCCAAUAGUAUCAUGAGCUUGCAAAGGUAAAAUUAAUUUUCAAUUUUUUUUUUCAAUACAGUGUAAAGCCAAAUAAAUAUUAUUUAAUAUAUAUAUUAUUGUUUUAGUUGCUUAAGAAAUAUUCCUGGUUGUGAAUUAGUUCAUUGCUAUUUUUAUGUUUUUGUGCAUUACUUGUUGCUGUCAUCAUUAAACGAACAGGUUACUCAUCAGUUACUCAGUACUUGAGUAGUUUUUUCACAACAUACUUUUUAGUUUUACUCAAGUAAAUAUUUGGGGAGUAAUACAUCUCUAAAGUAACAGUACUCUUACUUGAGUACAAUUUCUGGCUACUCUACCCACCUCUGCAUAUCGGUUUCAAAUUUGAAGUUCAAUUUCUGACAUCAAUGAACCUUUGUACGAUAUUCAAAUAUUUUGACAAUUCAUUUACAAAAAAAAUUCUGCAAAGCAUGCUGGGAGGCGGAAUCAGUCCCGUCGUUAAGAGUGCCAGCCAGGUGUUUAGCGUUUACUUAGUUUAUUAUUCUUCAUAGUCAUCGUCCUGUGUAUGUUGUCGUGUUGUUUACUGAGUGAUUAACGUUAGUGUUGUGGGGACACCAUAUUUAAGAUUGGCCAUAUUUACACUAAACUAUGAAUUUAAUAUGGAGCCACAAUUUAGGUCCUGUGGGGCCACAAGUUUGAGACCCCUGAUGUAGCCCAUGUACAUGCAGAUAUCGGUAUGUUUAACCUAAAGCAGCAAUAUAAGGUCAACAAAUAAAACUUGACUAAUUUACUUGGGAAUUGUAUAUGAAAUGAGAUAUUUCCUUUGUUUUUCCUGUACAGUCCAUGUUAUGUUUACACUUCAAUGUAAGGGAACGAGUUAGAUAGCAUCACCAUCUGGUUACGUUUUGUUUAUCUCUAUCAUCUUAUUUGAAUUGUUGUUUGUUGUGCGUUCGAUCACAGAUUGUGUUUUUGAAGUACACAGGACAGAUACAAGCUGGUACUAAACAUCAACACGCAUUCCUCUCAUUGUCUUGGGUGAGAUGUGUGUUCAAUCCUGGGGUCUCAUUCAUUAACCUGUGCGUCGAAAAGGUUUGAAACUCUUUAUAGGACUGAAACUGGGGGAAAAAAAAUUUUUUUCAAAUAUGUGGACUCAUGUUAAGGCUCGUAUACAUUGAAGUCAAGAAGGCCUCCAUUUGACCAUGUAUGGCAGCAACAAUCCCUUACAGAAGUAGUGUUGCAAAAUUAACGAGACAAACCUAAUCCCACGAAUACGAUGCGAACAAGGAGAUUUACCUCUCACAUUGGAAUGGCAGCAGGGGUUCCUGCAGAGGUUCAGUAGCAACCAUGGUUGCUAAACCAAGACGCUAUGGUUGACUUUUCAGUUUUAUGUUGAAGUUGUGGACAGACGCAGCCAUCGCUACUUGUAGUUUCACUCUCCUACCAGCUUUUGUGCAUACGCAUGAUGAGGGUUGUAUACUGAGUACUGGUAUUUUUUGGUACCAUUUCCCAAUUAGUUCAUUCCAAGAGAACCAACUAAUGACGGCUAUUGUUUUUUUUAAUCCAGCUGACUGUCGUAAUUAUGGCGCAGGCAAUGCAUAAAAAAGACAAGCUGGAUCUGAGAGAACUACAGGACUGCCUCAGAAAAUUACAAUAUUGUGAUAAAGUCCUUUAUUUUCUGUAAUGCAACUAAAAACAUGAAAAUGUCAUACAUUCUGGAUUUAUUACACAACUGAAAUAUUGCAAGCUUUUUAUUAUUUUAAUAUUGCUGAUAAUGGCAUACAGCUUAAGAAAACUCUAAAAUCCUAUUUUUAAAAAUUUGAAUAUUUCCUCAGACCAAGUAAAAAAAAAAAGAUUUAACAGCAGAACAAAAUCAAACAAUAUGAAAAUGUCAAUUAAUGCACUCAGAACUUGGUUGGGAAUCCAUGUGCAUGGAUUACUGCAUCAAUACGGCGUGGCAUGGAGGCAAUCAUCCUGUGGCAUUGCUGAGGUGUUAUGGAUGCCCAGGAUGCUUCAAUAGCAGCCUUUAGCUCAUUUGCAUUAUUGGGUCUGGUGUCUUUCAGCUUCUUCUUCACAACACCACACAAAUUCUCUAUGGGAUUUAGGUCAGGGGAGUUGGCAGGACAAUCGAAGACAGUAAUGCCAUGGUCAGUACACCAGUUACUGCCGGUGUUGGCACUGUGAGCAGGUGCCAGAUCAUGCUGGAAAAUGAAAUCAUCAUCUCCAUAGAGAUUUACAACAGAUGGAAGCAUGCAGCGCUCUAAAAUCUCUUGGUACACAGCUGCAUUUUUUAUUAUUUGCACAAGGAAAGUUGCGGUGCACAAGGAAUACAAUUUGAAACGUCGUUAUACGAUGACGUAUGCAAAAAAAUGUUUUAGGAAAUCUUUUCUUGCAGCCCAGCCUCACCCAGACUCUGCAUCCAGUGGCCCCUAGGUAAAGUGAAUUUGAGACCCCUGAUUUAUAUGAUAUAUUUUAUAUAAUAUAUCAUGUAAAAGGUAUGUGCUCUGCACGUGAAUGCUACACAUAAAUAUUAUUUCCAGCUGAGUGUAAUUGUAAAAGAAACACAGUGAUUGAUCAUUAUAGUUGAUUUGUUUCAGCCCUAAAAAGCAUGCAUUGAUAAGACUUUCCUGCUGUGAGAUGUUACAUGAUGUUGGUGGUGUACACCCUCAUGUGCGAGUACAAAUGGUAAUUAAAAAUGUUUUCAUAUCUUUAUUUUCAGCAAUAACAUGUAGUACCGAUAAAUAUCGAUAAUGUAUUCGUAACGAUCCACAUCCCUAUGCAUGAGACAAGGUGUGCUUGAAUGUACACAACAUGUUGAUAAAUGCCAUCCAUAGCAUGAGAUUAUGCUUCUUGGGUUCACAGUGUUGAUAAAUGAGACCGCCACCUCUCUGGAAAUAUCCAUCCAAAAGUAGCUCCAUAGUCAUGGAGCUGUAAAAGUGAACUUUGGGUUAAAUAUAAGCGUGACAAGCCUUGUACUUUUGUUUCUGGGUGAUGAUCGUUAAGGAAAAAAACAAGUACUUUGUGGUAUGUGUGCUAAAAUUUGAGGAUGCUGCUGCACUUUGUCCCAUAACAAAUUUGAACUGAUUUAACUUGAAAUGACUUCUUGUGUGGAGCAGCUUGGGAAAGCUGACUUGUAAAGAAAAAAUGUAUAAAUGAAUGACUGCACAUUCUGUAUAUUUACAUUUGAUUAAUUGGUUACUUGUAAAAAAAAUAUACAUAUAUUAGUUCCUACUAAAGCUGUUCAAAUGCAUAAUUCUGUUAAGACUGGGUUGUUUGGAUUUACAUUAAAAAAAAUCCCAAAU
Messenger RNA from Nerophis ophidion (straightnose pipefish), 16895 nucleotides. Its product is annotated as C-myc promoter-binding protein-like. Gene Ontology annotation, cellular component: ESCRT I complex; cytoplasmic vesicle. Gene Ontology annotation, biological process: regulation of Rab protein signal transduction. Lineage: Eukaryota; Metazoa; Chordata; Actinopteri; Syngnathiformes; Syngnathidae. The transcript is spliced from 33 exons. The record is from RefSeq and is a predicted model, not a curated record. Gene Ontology annotation, molecular function: protein binding. Bases 235 to 6147 code for a protein of 1970 amino acids.